UUCGCCGGAAUCAACCAAUAUCACCUUUCUCGGUCUUGUUUCUGAUCCAUGAUCAUUGCUGGGCAAUCUGUUUUCCUUUCGGUGGUCGGAUUUCGGUCCAUUGGAUGACUGUCGUCCCCAGUGAUCCUGGCAGAGCAAGAGGUUUCCCCAGAUCGAGCCUUUCGACUGUGAAAGCGAAGCCGAUUUUCACUCCCUAGUCGCUCGUUACGCCUAACGCCCUGCCAACCUCACCCUUCUACGACGAUUUUGGUCCUCUCUGUGGCCCAGGUCCCCAAUCUGUCGCUUUUAUCGUGGCUCUGCAACAAGCGACACUACCUUCUCCCAUAAAGGGGCCCCCGGCCGCCGCGAUCCACCUUCCUUGACUAACGAGGAUUAAAGGAUACAACAAUCACGUCACUUCGAUGGGCAUCAUACAUCGACUCGCAAAGCGAGUAUCAUACUUGCCCGUGGCGGCAUCCCUCGACAAUGCUCUGAGCGAGAAGGGGACCAUAAUACCACGUUUUGCUUUCUUCAGACGGCGGAUACGUUUAAGAAGAAACUCCGCCAUCUCAAUUCCCUUAGGAUUUGUUUUAUUAUUUCCAUGUAUUGUAAUUGUUCUUAUUGUUCUUCUCAUCGUCACCCAUCCCUCUUCCUCGGGUGGGAUCCUCGUGCCAGCUGGCACUCCUCCGACGAUAAGAAAAAUCAGCGAGAAGUAUGACAAAGUAUUCGCAACCGGCUGCCUCGAACUUGAUACCUCGACCCCCAGGGCCAACGCAGCUUUUGUUGUCUUGGCCCGAAAUAAGGAGAUAGAUGGCGUGAUACAAUCCAUGAAAUCGAUCGAGAGGCAUUUCAAUCGAUUCUACAAUUAUCCUUAUGUGUUCUUAAACGACGGCGAUUUCGAUGAGGAUUUCAAAUCCACAGUGAGAAAUUAUACCGGUGCUUCGGUCGAAUUCGGUAAAAUCGACUCGACCAUGUGGGGUUAUCCCGACUGGAUAGAUCAUGAAGUGGCAAAGGAAGGAAUCCGCAAACAAGGUGAUGCAGCUAUCAUGUAUGGCGGAUUGGAGAGUUACCACCACAUGUGCCGCUUUUAUUCAGGGUUCUUCUAUAAGCAUCCUCUGCUCAUGAACUAUGAGUGGUACUGGCGCCUGGAACCCGAUAUCAAAUAUUUCUGUGACAUUACCUAUGAUCCCUUCCUUAAGAUGAUCGAGCACAACAAAACUUACGGCUUUACCAUUGCUGUUAAGGAGCUCCGAGAGACCGUACCGAAUAUUUUCCGCUAUGCAUCUGCCUACAAGCGAAUGAAUAAUUUGACAUCUAAAGGACUCUGGGAAAUGUUCUUGGAAGAGCCAGUGGAAACCCAACAAAAGCCAAAGGAGGGAAAACCUGGUGAAAAUCCGCUACCAGAUGAACUCCUACAAACAACACCCGGCGAUAGCGGCACCCCGGAGGUUAGUCCCGAGGCCAUGGAGGGCGAAGAGUACAACAUGUGCCAUUUCUGGAGUAACUUUGAAAUUGCUCGACUUGACUGGUUCCGUAGUAAAGAGUACGAAGAUUUCUUUACGAUGAUGGACCGCAGCGGAGGUUUCUGGAUGGAAAGGUGGGGUGAUGCUCCCAUACAUUCUCUUGCUGCCGGUGCGCUCUUGUCACCUAGCGACAUCCAUUACUUCAGAGAUUUCGGAUACCGACAUACAACGAUUCAGCACUGUCCAGCAAAUGCUCCAGCCCGCCAGCGCGAUCGUAUUCCGUGGUUGGAAAUGACGACUGAAGACGAAAAGAAGCGUCAAGAAGAGGACGAGUAUUGGGACACUCCAGAUCCUCCAAAGGAAAAUGGGGUCGGCUGCAGAUGCAGAUGUGAUACUGACAUCGUUGAUGUCGAAGGCAAGCAAGGUAGCUGCUUGGCCGAAUGGGUUAAAGUAGCCGGAGGAUGGGCAUCUCCUUAACGACUCGAUUCAGCGCGCAUUUCCGUACGUUUUCAUUAGCGCUCCUCCGUAUGGUCCUCGAAAGUUGUUACAGAGCGUUCAAUACCUAUACCUCUAUCUGGCACUUCGAAGCCUUAUAUUCAGUUUAUUCCUGCAUUUCCUGUUGGCCAUGGGAUAAUCGGAAACACGGCGUUUCACGGGGGAUAAUUCAUCGACCUUCUCAAUUCAAAAACAACACUAUACUUCCGAAUUUUUACGGUGCCUAAUUACGCUUCUAUUCUUUUGGAUGAACAUAAAAUCCACUUUUCUUCAUAACUCUGUUUUAACGCCCUCCAUUCCUGUCCACAGAUAUGCGUCGUGCUUGAGCGUUAUCGGUAUAGGCUUUCCCAAAAAGAUAUGCCAUACCCAAACAACAACGGUUAAUCCAACCAACGUUGCGCUAUCAAGCUUCGGUGUCACCAAAGUGAAUCACAGAGGCAAAUUGCUUGUGACAAGAUGCACCUUUUAUGUUUUUUCCUAUUCGUACAUCCAUGCCCCAUCUCCAUCCGCAGUGGUCGUCUAGUUACACUACAUCCAGAUGCUGGAAUGAUUCGAAAAUCCUUGCUGAAGGCAUGUACAACAUCCUGCUUAUGAAAUAACUUUGUACCGUGUAGACCAUCCUAUUCCAUUUACAUUUAUAAUAUUCUUCUCACCCUCUUUACCUUUUUCGGUGUAUACAUAGGAUGGUUUGACUCUUUUUUUCCUUUUUCGAUUCAUGUGUUCUUCUGCAGCAUGUUUAUAUUCAGGGAGAAAGGUCCGAGCGGACUCUAGGCUUCUGUUAACCUGCUAUUUCUGCUUACGAGGUAAGGUACAUGUCUUUCGUGGGUUGAUGGAGAAGCUGCUCAGACGAUGAGCUCUCACUACUUGCCCAUUGUCUAAUAUUGCAAAUGGACCAUCAGGCGAAAAUCUUCAUCAAACAAAAG
This is a messenger RNA of Coccidioides posadasii C735 delta SOWgp, 2860 nucleotides long. It is a transcript of the gene KTR5, whose product is annotated as alpha-1,2-mannosyltransferase (Kre5). Lineage: Eukaryota; Fungi; Ascomycota; Eurotiomycetes; Onygenales; Onygenaceae. The record is from RefSeq and is a predicted model, not a curated record. Gene Ontology annotation, cellular component: membrane; Golgi apparatus. Gene Ontology annotation, biological process: cell wall mannoprotein biosynthetic process; protein N-linked glycosylation. Gene Ontology annotation, molecular function: alpha-1,2-mannosyltransferase activity.